Apis florea (little honeybee) is the source of this 1126-nucleotide messenger RNA. RefSeq names its product E3 SUMO-protein ligase RanBP2. Gene Ontology annotation, biological process: protein folding; protein peptidyl-prolyl isomerization. NCBI's taxonomy places the organism in Eukaryota, Metazoa, Arthropoda, Insecta, Hymenoptera, Apidae. Gene Ontology annotation, molecular function: cyclosporin A binding; peptidyl-prolyl cis-trans isomerase activity. Gene Ontology annotation, cellular component: cytoplasm. The record is from RefSeq and is a predicted model, not a curated record.
AAAAGUUAUGGAUAAAAAAGAAUAUAAAAAAUAUAAACAAAGAAUUGCUCAAACUGAAGCUAAAAUUGAUAAUAAACCUCCACCAUUUCAUGUGGCUUAUUAUUAUGAUAAACAUAAUCUAAGAAAUGAUUUAACUCGAAUACGAAAAAUAGACAGAGAAAAUAUGGCAAUAUUAAGACGGAUAAACAUAAUUGUCAGAUUGGGAGGAAAUAUUGAUUGUUGGUUACCGAAAAUAAUAUAUAAGCCAAAAUUUUAUGAACAACAAACAGCAGAAAAUAAAAAAAUCAAGAAACAAAAUAAAAAUAUAUUACAAAAAAUUCAAAAUGCAACUAGUAAAUAUUCUACUGCAGAAUUCAUUCAAAGUUGGAAGGAAUUGCAAAAAAAAAUGGAAAUAAAAAAAAGGCAAACUUUCUUAAACGUUAAACUAUAUUAACGCAUUAUGAAAUAAUACUUCUUAUAUGAAUUUUAUAGAUAUGAACAUAAACCUUUAGUAAAAAUUACUGGAUUGCAAUUAAUUCCAGAUCAUUGUAUGGUUAAAGAUUUAUCUUUACUAAAGGAAAUGAAUCCGUCUAUUCGAACCAAAUGUUUUUUUGAAAUUGAAAUUAAAGGAGAUCAAAAAUUAGGAUGCAUUCAAUUCGAACUUUAUAAUGAUAUUGUACCUCAAACAUGUAAAAAUUUUGCAGAAUUAUGUCGUGGAUUUAAUGGUUUAUCAUAUAAAAAUACACCGUUUCACCGAAUUGUUUCUGGUUAUUGGUGUCAAGGUGGAGAUGUUACAAAAUUUAACGGAAGCGGAGGAACCUCUAUAUAUGGCGAUUUUUUCGAAAAUGAGAAUUAUAAUUUACGUCAUGCUGGUCCUGGAAUUUUAUCUAUGUGUAAUGAGAAUGAGAAUAAAAGUAAUUCCAAAUUUAAUCUUACUUUUAAACGGUUAGAGACGGUAAACGAGAAAAAUGUAGUUUUUGGAAAAGUUAUUGCAGGUCUCUCAAAUAUUUAUAAGAUCGAAGAAUUUGGAACAAAAACGGGAAAACCAUUUAAAACAAUAAUUGUAUCUAAUUGUGGUAUUAUAUGAAGAAAUAGAAAUCAUAGAUAAAAAUCAAAUAAAAACAUAAAAAAUGAAACCAAUUGUUAA